Molecule: messenger RNA, 1786 nt
Organism: Pomacea canaliculata
Lineage: Eukaryota; Metazoa; Mollusca; Gastropoda; Architaenioglossa; Ampullariidae
Product: eukaryotic translation initiation factor 2 subunit 3, Y-linked
Exons: 13
Coding region: 81-1496 (471 amino acids)
Biological process (GO): formation of translation preinitiation complex; positive regulation of translational fidelity
Cellular component (GO): eukaryotic translation initiation factor 2 complex; cytosol
Molecular function (GO): GTPase activity; tRNA binding; translation initiation factor activity
Source: RefSeq, a predicted model, not a curated record
CUCUGUGAUUGGACAAAUAGCCAUCACCGGAAGUAGCAAGGCAUUGUAGGAUAUCGCCGGCUUGCAUCAGAAACCUCAACAUGGCCGGGGAAGACGAAAAAGUAGAGACCAAGCAACCACAUUUAUCCAAGCAAGACUUAAGCACUUUGGACAUAACAAAGCUGACACCAUUAACUGCAGAAGUCAUAAGCAGACAAGCUACUAUCAACAUAGGAACUAUUGGACAUGUGGCCCAUGGGAAAUCAACAGUGGUAAAGGCCAUUUCAGGUGUACAGACUGUCAGAUUUAAAAAUGAACUGGAAAGAAACAUCACCAUUAAACUUGGCUAUGCUAAUGCAAAGAUUUACAAGUGUGAUAAGGAUUCCUGCCCAAGACCAGGAUGCUACAGAUCAUGUGGCAGUGCCACAAAUGAUGUCUUUCCAUGUGAUCGCCAAGGUUGUGGUGGCAAAUUUAGAGUGCUUAGGCAUGUUUCAUUUGUGGACUGCCCUGGGCAUGAUAUUCUUAUGGCUACCAUGUUGAACGGAGCAGCUGUGAUGGAUGCAGCUUUGCUGUUGAUAGCUGGAAAUGAGCCAUGUCCCCAGCCACAGACAUCUGAGCAUUUGGCUGCUGUGGAGAUCAUGAAACUGAAACACAUCCUGAUUCUGCAGAAUAAGAUUGAUCUGGUAAAAGAAACACAAGCUAAAGAACAGUAUGAGCAGAUUCUUGCCUUUGUGAAAGGCACAGUUGCUGAGGGUGCUCCAGUUAUUCCAGUGUCUGCUCAGCUUAAGUACAAUAUAGAUGUCAUAUGUGAGUACAUCACCAAACGUAUUCCUGUGCCAGUCCGUGACUUCACAUCAGAACCACGUCUCAUAGUUAUCAGAUCAUUUGACGUCAACAAACCAGGCUGUGAAGUGGAUGAUCUGCUUGGGGGAGUAGCUGGUGGUAGUAUCCUGAGAGGAGUUCUCAAGGUAGGGCAGGAAAUUGAGGUGCGGCCUGGCAUUGUAUCUCGUGACAAGGAGGGCAAACUUACCUGUAGGCCCAUCUUAUCUAGGAUUAUUUCCCUGUUUGCGGAACAGAAUGAUCUUCAGUAUGCAGUACCAGGUGGCCUAAUAGGUGUUGGUACAAAGCUUGAUCCAACGCUGUGUCGAGCUGACCGCCUUGUUGGACAUGUUCUUGGAGCUGUUGGCUCUUUGCCAGACAUCUAUGCGGAGCUGGAGAUCUCCUUUUUCCUCUUGCGUCGUCUUCUUGGAGUGAAGACAGAGGGAGACAAAAAAGGUGCAAAAGUUCAGAAGCUAGCCAAAAAUGAAGUUUUGAUGGUGAACAUCGGAUCCUUGUCAACUGGUGGUCGUGUUCUGGCCGUCAAGGCUGAUUUGGCAAAAAUUGGGUUGACCAACCCAGUCUGCACAGAAAUAGGCGAGAAGAUAGCUCUGAGUCGAAGGGUGGAGAAACAUUGGAGAUUGAUUGGAUGGGGGCAAAUCAGAAGAGGUGUGAGGGUUAGUCCUGAGGCACAGAACUAAGCGAGCUGAGUGAGAGGAAAACUGUUUGCAUUGUCGUAAUUUGCCAAAGUCAAAACCUAGCAGUGUCUGUGGAGAUUAGUGCCAUUCGUGGAAGCAUCUUGUCACUGACAGUGCUACCUGCAUGUGACAGGCAGCUGGGUUUAUGCGGAAGCAUGAUGGGACACAGGCUGUGGUGCAAUCUGGGAAAACCUUAUUUUCCCAUUCCUUCAGGCCAUGGCAGCAACAUCUGCACCUUUACAGUACAAUUUGUUGUAGGAUCUUGCUGCACAAUAAAUGUUGAAGUGGUUGCA